Molecule: messenger RNA, 5927 nt
Organism: Notothenia coriiceps (black rockcod)
Lineage: Eukaryota; Metazoa; Chordata; Actinopteri; Perciformes; Nototheniidae
Product: teneurin-2-like
Exons: 14
Biological process (GO): neuron development; heterophilic cell-cell adhesion
Cellular component (GO): neuron projection
Molecular function (GO): protein heterodimerization activity; protein homodimerization activity; cell adhesion molecule binding
Source: RefSeq, a predicted model, not a curated record
GUAUUGCUGUGGAUAAAAACGGGCUGAUGUACUUCGUGGAUGCCACCAUGAUCCGGAAGGUGGACCAGAACGGCAUCAUCUCCACUUUGCUGGGGGCCAACGAUCUGACUGCCGUGCGGCCGCUGAGCUGUGACUCCAGCAUGGACGUCAGCCAGGUGCGUCUCGAGUGGCCCACGGACCUUGCAGUGAACCCCAUGGACAACUCUCUCUAUAUCCUGGAAAACAAUGUUGUCCUACGCAUCACUGAGAACCACCAGGUGAGCAUCAUCGCAGGUCGGCCCAUGCAUUGCCAAGUGCCGGGUAUCGACUACAGCCUCAGUAAGCUGGCCAUACACGCGGCCCUGGAGAGCGCCACGGCCAUCGCCCUGUCCCACACCGGCGUCCUGUACAUCGCCGAGACGGAUGAGAAAAAGAUCAACAGAGUUAGACAGGUUAGCACCAAUGGAGAAAUCUCUCUCCUGGCUGGCGUCGCCUCCGACUGCGACUGCAAGAAUGAUGUCAACUGCAACUGUUUCUACGGCGAUGACGGCUACGCCCCAGAUGCCGGCUUGAACUCGCCUACAUCCUUGGCCGUGUCCCCUGAUGGGACCCUUUUCAUCGCAGACCUCAACAACAUUCGCAUCAGGGCCGUGCGAGCCAACAGGCCGGGCCCCGCCGUCUCCAGCGUUGGAUUCGGAGGAGCUGCGCAGUAUGAGGUCGCAUCGCCAAGGGAACAGGAGCUGUAUGUCUUCAACGGGGAGGGGCUUCACAUCCAGACAAUCAGCUUAGUGACUGGUGAGCCACUUUACAACUUCACCUAUGGCCCUGACGGAGAGCUGGCCACACUGGUGGAUAACUGCAACAACACAGUGAAGGUGAGGAGGGAUGGCCAGGGCCAGGGAGGGGGGGCCGGCCUGCUCCGACUGGUGCUGCUCCCAGAGAAUCAGGUGGUGAUGCUGGGACUGGACCCCACCGGAGGGCUGCGGAGCGUGUCAGCCAUGGGCCAGGAAGUGGCUCUGAUGGGCUACAGUGGCAACACGGGCCUCCUGGCUACCAAAGCUGAUGAGACUGGAUGGACCACAUUUUACCAGUACGACAGCGAGGGCCGCCUGACCAACGUCACGUACCCCACGGGCAUGGUGACGAGCCUCCACCGUGAGAUCGAGCGCUCCAUCAACAUCGACAUCGAGAGCUCCAGCAGAGACGACGAUGUCACAGUCAUCACCAACCUGUCCUCCGUCGAAGCCUCGUACACCGUGGUCCAAGACCAGGUGAGGAACAGCUACCAGCUGUGCAACAAUGGGACCCUGAGAGUGAUGUACGCCAAUGGUAUGGGAAUCAGCUUUCACACCGAGCCCCACCUCCUGGCAGGCUCCGUCAGCCCUACGAUUGGCCGCAGGAACAUCACCCUGCCCACUGACAAUGGCCUCAACUCCAUUGAAUGGCGUCUGCGCAAGGAGCAGACCAAGGGCAGGGUCACCGUGUUCGGGAGGAAGCUCAGAGCUCAUGGUCGCAAUCUUCUAUCUAUUGACUUUGACCGCAACACGCGCACAGAGAAGAUUUACGAUGACCACCGGAAGUUCACGCUGCGCAUCAUGUACGACGCUCAGGGCCGGCCAGCCAUGUGGUUGCCCAGCAGCAGCCUGGCGGUGGUCAAUGUGUCCUAUUCUACCACUGGACAACUGGUCGGGCUGCAGAGGGGGAGCAUGAGCGAGAAGACAGAGUUUGACCCCCAGGGACGCGUCCUGUCUCGCUCUUUCGUAGAUGGGAAGGUGUGGAGCUACAGCUACCUUGACAAAUCCAUGGUGCUGCUGCUGCAGAGCCAGAGACAGUACGUCUUUGAGUUUGACGCCUCGGGUCGUGUCACAGCGGUCACCAUGCCCAGCGUGGCCCGCCACACCAUGUUCACGCACGUAUCAGUGGGCUACAUCCGCAACACCUACAACCCUCCAGAGAGCAACGCCUCCAUCAUCCACGACUUCAGUGAGGACGGCCGACCUCAGGCCACGCACUUCAUGGGCACCGGCCGCCGCGUCCUCUACAAGUACGGCAAGCUGGCCAAGCUGUCCGAGAUCGUGUACGACAGCACUGCCGUCACUUUCGGCUACGACGAGACGGCCGGCGUGCUGAAGAUGGUCAACCUGCAAAGCGGGGGCUUCUCUUGCACCAUCCGUUAUCGCAAAAUGGGCCCGCUCAUUGACAAGCAGAUCUACCGCUUCAGCGAGGAGGGAAUGGUCAACGCCAGGUUCGACUACACCUACCACGACAACAGCUUCCGCAUCGCCAGCAUGAAGCCAGUCAUCAGUGAGACGCCACUUCCUGUUGACCUAUACCGAUACGACGAGAUCUCUGGAAAGGUGGAGCACUUUGGAAAGUUUGGGGUCAUUUACUACGACAUUAAUCAAAUCAUCACCACUGCCGUUAUGACGCUGAGCAAGCAUUUCGACACCCACGGUCGCAUCAAGGAGGUCCAGUACGAGAUCUUCCGCUCGCUGAUGUACUGGAUGACGGUGCAGUACGACAGCAUGGGACGGGUGGUGAAGAGAGAACUCAAAAUCGGGCCCUACGCCAACACCACUCAGUACCGCUAUGAUUAUGAUGGAGACGGACAGCUCAGCGGCGUCAAGGUGAAUGACUGGUCCACCUGGCGCUACAGCUACGACCUGAACGGUAACCUCCAUCUGCUGAACCCCGGGAACAGCGCCCGCAUCCUGCCGCUCCGCUACGACCUCCGAGACCGCAUCACGCGCCUGGGAGACGUCCAGUACCGCGUGGAUGAAGACGGCUACCUCAGCCAGCGCGGCUCAGACGUCUUUGACUACAACUCCAAAGGUCAGCUGCUGAGGGCCUACAAUCGGGGCCCCGGAGGCUGGAGCGUGGUGUAUCACUACGAUGGGCUGGGUCGCAGGGUGUCCACCAGGAACAGCCUGGGGCAGCACCUGCAGUUCUUCUAUGCUAACCUCAACCACCCCACCAGGGUCACACACAUCUUCAACCACUCCAGCUCGGAGAUCUCAUCACUCUACUAUGACCUGCAGGGACAUUUGUUUGCCAUGGAGGUGAGCAGUGGAGAGGAAUACUACAUAGCUUCUGACAACACUGGCACACCGCUGGCUGUCUUCAGCAGCAAUGGGCAAAUGAUCAAACAGGUGCAGUACACAGCCUACGGAGAAGUGUACCUGGAUUCAAACCCGGAGUUCCAGCUGGUGGUGGGUUUCCACGGCGGUCUCUACGACCCUCUGACUAAGCUGGUCCACUUCACCCAGCGGGACUACGACGUGUUGGCCGGGCGCUGGACCUCGCCCGACUACAGCAUCUGGCCCAAGAUAGGGAAGGAUCCCGCUCCGUUCAAUUUGUACAUGUUCAAGAACAACAACCCCCUCAGUGACAUGCUGGAUGUCAAAAAUUAUGUCACAGAUGUGAAGAGCUGGCUGGUGAUGUUUGGCUUCCAGCUCAGCAACAUAAUCCCAGGGUUCCCCCGACACUCACUCUACUUUGUGGAGCCGCCCUACGAGCUGCAGGCCACCCAGCACUGUGAGAACGGACAGCUCAUCACGGGUGUGCAGCAGGCAGCAGAGCGUCACAACCAGGCUUUCAUGGCCCUGGAGGGUCGUCUCCUCAACAAGGAACGGAGAAGACGCAAGGACAAGCCGGGUCACUGGUUCGGCACCAGCACCCCAAUAAUAGGCCGAGGGGUGAUGCUGGCUUUGAAGGAAGGCCGGGUGGUGGCCGGCGUGUCGGCUCUGGCCAGUGACGACAGCCGCAAAGUGGCUCUGGUGCUCAAUGGCGCUCAGUACCUGGAAGGCACCCACUACACCCUGGACGCCAAGGACUGCCACUACUUUGUGAAGGUCGGCUCUGCGGACAGUGACCUAUUAGCUUUGGGGCUAACUAACGGGCGGAAGUCACUGGAGAGCGGCAUCAAUGUGACGGUGAGCGGCCGGUCGAGGAGAGGCGUGACUGUGGAGUUCGCCGUUCCCUCGUUAGUGCUGAGUGUUCGGUACGGGCUUGCUGCGGACGUGGUGGACGAAGAGAAGGUAAGACUGUUGGAGCUGGCCAGGCAGAGAGCCCUGGCUGGGGCCUGGGCCAAGGAGCAGCAGAGGGCCAGGGACGGGAAGGGAGGCAGUCGCCUCUGGACGGAGGGGGAGAGACAGCAGCUCCUAACAACGGGCAGAGUACAGGGCUACGAUGGAUACUAUGUACUGCCUGUGGAGCAGUACCCAGAACUGGCUGACAGCAGCAACAACAUCCAGUUCCUCAGACAGAACGAGAUGGGCAAGAGGUAACAGCCCAUCAGACUCUCCCUCUCUCUCCCACCUUUCACUUCUCUAGAUCCUGCUCCUUUUUCCUACCCAGCCUCCUCGGACCCCUCUCCUCUCUAAACCCACGGAGAAUUAACCACCAAAGGGGGGUUACUAUGGAACGCUGCAGGGACUUUUGAAAAGAAUGAAAGAUAUUAUUGUUGAUUUUACUGCCACAGGCAAAACAUUUAAAGUUUAGUCAAAUGUCUUUUUGUUGUUUUUUUGGAAAAAAACUUUGAACAACUGAAAAAGCACUGAAGAACUUUGAGAACCGUUGCUUAAUGAAUAAGAAGAUUCCCCUUUUUAAAAAAGAUAGUGAUAUUUUCGCCCAUAUUUUCUGGGUCACACUGAGAGCGGCGGCCAUGACAGCUACUGAGCACGCGGUGGAGUUGUACUGCGCUGGAUUCUGCGGCGAACGCUUUUCUGUCUCUAAUAGACACUGAACGCAAAGGGACCAAAGUGGAGACAAGGCCACUCCAGAGUUCAGCCAUUACAACUACACAUCAAAGGAAGACGUCAUAAACCGCGACACACAAAGGAAAUGUUAAAGGUCGUCCAAUAGUAUGAGUCGUCUCCCUGUCUCAGGCCUCCCAUCGUCCACCACGGACCAGUCCUCUGCUGCUGAGUCAGCGCACAUCCAACCAAGCAACACACAAGCUAACGGCAUCCUUCAACAAAACCAAGCUGUUAAUGGACUCGAAAACACUUUUUAAAAAAACAAAGUAAAAAAAGUGAUGGCUAUAUUUGUGGACAGUGUAUCACACAGCAUUGUUUAUUUUAAAAUGGGGUGAAGAUCAUAUUACUACAUAUGUGUCCGACUUCACUAAAUUUCAGGAUGUUGCGUAUAUCGUAGAUGCCGUAGUUUUGUACGUUUCAGUCGCGGUAGAAUUGUGAGACUUUCACCAAGGCACUUCUGUACAGAAUGAUCAAACACACCACUCACAGAGUCCGGAAAAAACAUGCUAAGUUAGUAUUUAUUUUAUUCUUUUUUAUUUAUUUAUUCUUAGUACUAUAUGACAAUCAUGAAUGAGUCACCAGUUCUAUUCCAAAUGAACAUUAAUGGAUGAGUUUAUUUUAUUUUGUAAAAUAUGUAAGAAAUUUUGUUUUUGUAUUAAUUUCAGUUUGCUGCCGGGGGCAAAUAAUAGUCACUCUCAAAAAGAAUAAUUUAUGUAAUAAAGUGUUUAAAAAAAAAAGAAGCGGUUUAUACUUUAAAUAAAGUCUUUAAAACUGUGAAAUCUGUUUUUUCGAGCUAUAUUUCGAUGUACAGUGUAUAGACCUACCUUUAUGCAGCACAGUAGAAUAUUGUCCAGAAUAUCAAGUUUUAUAUUUCUAAGAGGAAGUGGCUUGUAAUGUGCAAAAUCUUUAGCUGGUCUUACUACUCUAGAGUUUUGUGGCACUCUAAUAUUCCAUAUCUACAAUAUCGACCCCGAGUUUGUUGUUUUUGACUGUUUUUUGGUUUUGAAAGCAGAGGUUAAUCUGUCCUAGAUCCCAACAGCAGUAGCAGUAAUGGAUCCCUCUCACUGUGAAGAGACUCGUGCUGGAUGUCAUAAUGUACCAAAUCAGUAUUAUCAAAGGAUGAUUCUUAUACAUUCACUGAACGAGACUCUUCUGAGAACCUUAUCAAUAAAACAUAAUUGUUUACUUCAA